AAUUAGGCAGCAGCGCUUCUUUUAGCUCCUGUGAGUCUUCUGAGCUGCUGGGAAUUCAUAAGCAUGUGAAAUUCACCGCAGCUCUCUUUCAGGAUAUUACCAAAACUUGUCUUCAUAAAUACUGGACCGUAGGGAAUCUUCCUGGGUAAUUCUGCAGAAUAGCUUUGCACUUCUUUGUCACUCUGUUAUUAUAGGAGACUAUGGAUUGAAAUGGUGCAAUGCUCCGUGAGACAGUGUGGCGAGUUUGGAUCUGUUGGAUAUUGAUGAGUUUUGGGCCUCAGUGGGGAGUUCAGAGCGCAGGUGCACAUAGCUGCCACGAAGUUAAAACAGCUUUCCAACUGCGGCAGAUUGGCCCUUUAAAAUGGGUCCCAGAAACAGCGGCAACAGAUGCGGAGCUCCAAAUCUGCAAACACCAGGGUCCGACUUGCUGCACGCGCAAAAUGGAGGAGAGCUACCAUGCUGCUGCACGCAGAGACACACUGCAGAACAUUCUCUCCUACAGCCUUGAGCUAAAGUACCUCAUCAUUGGCCAUGCUGCCGCCAUCCAGGACACCUUCCAUUCCCUGCUGUCUUUCACACUCAACCACACUCUCUCACUCCUCGACCUAGCCUACGAACCAAUCGCUGCUGAGUCCCGUCCCUUAGUCUCCGCCCUCUUCUCUGACCUUGCUCUCUACCUGCGUGGCAACGAUGACGUCUCUGUCGUCCGCUCUGUGCGGCACUUUUUCGAUGAGCUAUUCCCGCUGGUCUAUCGGCACCUGGUGAACCCAGGGCUGGCAUCCUCCACCUGGUCAGCAGAGGGUGCCGAAUGCCUCCACGCCACACGGCAAGACCUCAACCCAUUCGGCCCUCACCCGCAGGCACUGGCACAUGGGCUGGCACGGGUGUUAGGGGUCGGCCGAUCACUCAUGCAGGCACUAACAGUGGGCGUUGAGGUCCUGAACGCCUCAGAAUCAGCAGGCAUGGCAAAAGAGUGUGGAAGAGCAAUAGUGAGGAUGCAGUUCUGCUCACACUGCAAGGGGCUCACACUGAUCCGGCCAUGCCAGGGGCUCUGCCUGAAUGUGAUGAGGGGUUGCCUGGCAGGACUGGCGGAACUGCAAGGGCCAUGGAGCCGCUACAUAGCGCUGCUGGAGGGCACAAGUGCAGCACUGGCCGGAGGACAUGAGCUGGAGCUAACUCUACUGGGCAUUCGUGAGAGGAUCAACGAUGCCAUCCUGAGUGCCCAGUUGAAUGGACCACAUCUCAGCGCCAUUGUGGAAAAGGUGUGUGGUCCUCUCACUGAGUCUGCCUCAUCCACUCAAGAAGGUCCAAAACUACAGAGUCUCUCACCACAGAGUCCUGCAGGCUUAGACCAGAGUUCGAGUGUGGAGCCAGUCUCCUCUAUACCGUCCUUAAGCCCUACCAUACAGGACAACUCUGAUGAUCACCGAGACAGCCACGUUACACUGAGGAAAAGAUCCUUGCCUCUCAAACCUUCCAAGCAUGACAAGCCCAGAAGUCUGAAGAAGCUGUCUAAGGAGUUUAUGAGCUACAUUCAGCGGUACAAAUCCUUCUUCUCCAUGUUGCCAGAGGUGCUAUGUGACAGUGAGAUGGUGCUGGAUGAAUACACCUGCUGGAAUGGGGAGGAUGUGGUGGAGAGUUACACACAUUCUGUGGUGGGGAACGGCUUCCAGGCCCAAAGACAAAACCCUGAGAUUAAGGUCAGAGGUGUGGACCCGGUUUUAGUCGAGGCCAAAGAGACACUGGAGAGAUUUAAUCAGGAUAUGUGGGCUGAAACGGGAUUGGAUGAUGAGCAGCAUGAGCACUUGCAUGUGGACAGUGGCAGUGGAACUGAAACCAGCGGCGAAUGUGAUGAUGAAGACGGGUGUGAAGGUUCAGCGGAGGAUGAAGAGGAAAUAGGCCGUGUUGUCCCCUCCUUCUCACCUCCCUCUGUGAGACAAGGUUCAGGACUAUCCUUUAAAGCAGCAGCGUGCAGUACAGACUCCUCCUCACUCCUGCUCUCUCUGUCUCUCUCCCCCUUGCUGCUAUCUCUCCUGCACUCCACCUAAAGCCUCAAGGACACAAUGGCAGACUGAAGUAUGCACUUGCACUGGACACUUAGAUGUCUACAUGUUGAUCCAACCCGCUCUGUCCUGUGUAGCUGCACUCUACAUUAAACCCUCCAGCUAUGGAGAAAGUGCCUUGUUUUUGAUUUAGUUUGUUAUGAAUUAUAGUUUUGCACAUGAGCUUGUGUGCUGUUUCCUGCUUUGUAGAAUCUGAGUGGCAGCUUAUACUCAACUCCAAAAUUAUUGGCACCCUUCAAGGCAAUAUAAUUAUUUCAAUUUUGUGUCUAAAUCAUCACACACCCAGAGUUGUUGUCAGAGGUAUUUUCUGACAUGAUAUACAGCAGUGCUCCUGAAUUCUCAAUUCUGAUUGGUCAGAAGGUGUCACUACUGUCAGCCGCUCUGACGGUAUUAUAGCUGCAAAUUACAGGUUUAUAUUAAUGCACUCAUUCUAAUAUGUUAUCAUUUCUAUAGUAACAGCUUACACAGUAUGGUGGACUGCUCUACAUAAACAUAUUAAAACAAACACAUAAUCAUUGAUAUGGUGUACUUUUCUAUAAAGAGAAACUUUAAAGUUUCUGACAUCUGGAGGACAGAGGAGUUUACACUUUGCAGUUUUUCUGUAAUAUGUUUUUGCCUUGUUAACUUAAAGAGAGAGAAAAAAAGAGAUGUUUGUAGCUGCUAUAACAUAAGUGAUAACAGGAACUAACUUGUUUCAUGAUUGUUUCACAACAUUAAAUGGAUGAAUUGUAUCACAUGUUGUUCCUUGGCAAAUUGCUGUGGUAUAAGAGGAAUAAAAACUCUUUGGGAUGUGCUGUUUUGGGAAAAUAUCAACAUCAUGGUGGGAACGUUGCUCCAAACAGUUGUAGCUCCUUCUUAAAGUUUAAAGAUGGAGUUAUUAGAUGUGAUUCAGAUAAUAUAGUUCAAGUUUGAUUUGUGCAAUCUAAACUGACUCCUUCUGAUAUUGUUUAAAAAAAUAAAUAAAAUGAUACGACUGAGCUAGAUGAUGUCUUUUGAGUUGAAUGUGUGAUGAUUUAGGCAUGCAGCUGGCAUGAAUUCUUUACUUAGCUAAAUUAACCUUGCUGUUCAGAGACUAAAGUAAAGAAGCGAGCUUCAGACUCAAACGUGUGUUCAACAUUACAUUUAGGAUAAGUGGAAAAAUUGAGUAAUUUUUAAAUUUAAUUAUUGCCCAAACCGUUUGUUUAAAGAAAAUUGCUGCUGUUCGAAUUAAAACUCAGCCACAAUCUCAUCUCACCUCACAGUAUUGUGUAAGUCAUGUGGAAAGGUGUUCGUUGCUUUGUGUAUGAAUGUAUGUGUGACCUUUAUGUGUACAUAAUAUUUUAGUUCUAUUUUCAUUUACAUUAGUAUAAUACUGGGAUGUUGAAAUUAGGUAAUGGAAAUUAGCAUAUUUAUGUGGAACUGUAUGCAAAAAAGGAAGUACAGCAGUCUGGGUUGUACAUGGUGUGAGUAACCAAUAUAGAAUGAAAUAUAAGAUUAUUUUAUUAUACUAAUUGAAAAUGUAUGUACGCAAAACCUCAUAAUAUUGUAAUUGUCUGAAACCUGCAGCAUUUCCGUCCUUUGUCUUAUAAAUAUUUGUUUUAUAAAUGUGUUUUAAAAGCAUUUUCUGGCAUUUUGGCUAAAGCAUGACACUGAUGUGACAAAAAUGUGUUACAACGGGCUCAGUCAUGUGUAAAUCGGUCAGUAAAAUGGUGUAUGAAUUCAGGAA
Molecule: messenger RNA, 3768 nt
Organism: Pangasianodon hypophthalmus (striped catfish)
Lineage: Eukaryota; Metazoa; Chordata; Actinopteri; Siluriformes; Pangasiidae
Gene: gpc5b
Product: glypican 5b
Exons: 9
Coding region: 219-2048 (609 amino acids)
Biological process (GO): regulation of protein localization to membrane; positive regulation of canonical Wnt signaling pathway; cell migration
Cellular component (GO): cell surface; extracellular region; plasma membrane
Source: RefSeq, a predicted model, not a curated record